AUGGUACUUACUGCCGAUCCCACCUCUCACCGUGUCACGUUCCCUUGCCCGCUCCUCGCCACGUGUCCUCCCUCCCGUCUCUCUCGCCUCGACAUUUCAUCAAACACGCACCAUCCCCUCUCCCUUCUCUUUGUUCCAAAAAAAUGCUACGAUCCGCUCAACCCGCCGCUAUUCUCGACCGCCCUGCGCCUUCCGUUCACCGAGUUCUCCUCCAUCACCGCCCCUCCCACGCCUGUUUCCCUUCCUCGCGGCCGGAAGGAUCCGCUCUCCACCCACCGGUCCGAACUCCCACCCCCACCGCCUCCUCCGACGCCCGCAGAUGAUCCAAAAUCUCACCGGCGGAGCACCGCACCGAAGGCUGGGGAAGAUUCCAGGUCUCACCCGCGGAGCACCGGACCGCGGAGGGAGAGAGAGAGGAAGGGGGAAAGCUACGAGAAGGAAGAGGCUAAAGUGCUCCGCGCCGCCCUCACGCACGUGGCGAGGUUGGGAUGGAGCGAGUCGGCGAUGAUAUCUGGGGCGAGGGAUGUUGGCGUUUCUCCUUCUAUUAUUGGAUCCUUUCCCCGUAAAGAAGCGGCACUUGUCGAGUUCUUCAUGGAUGAUUGCCUCCAAAGGCUUAUAGAUAGAAUUGACUCAGGACAGGAAUUGCAGGAUUUGGUACUUACAGAUCGCCUAUCAAAGCUCAUUCGCAUCCGGUUAGAAAUGCAAGCACCCUACAUAUCAAAAUGGCCUCAAGCUUUGAGCAUACAGGCACAACCAAUGAAUCUCCCAACAAGUUUUCGGCAACGGGCAGAACUUGUUGAUGAGAUUUCGCAUGCGGCUGGGGACCACAGCUCAGAGAUUGAUUGGUACGUGAAGCGGACAGUGCUGGGAGGUAUAUACUCAACGGCUGAAGUCUACAUGCUGACUGAUCAUUCUACAGAGUUCUGUGAUACGUGGACAUUCCUGGAGCGCCGAAUUAAAGAUGCUUUUGAUCUUCAGAAGACUGUUCAAGAGGCUGCAUACUUAGCAGAGGCUGUCGGUGCCGGCAUGGGCAACUCUGUGCAAGGGUUCAUGAAGAGAGUAUUCCAAAGUUGAAUCUUUGUCCAGCAUAGAAACUCUGUAGUCUUGUUAUUGUGUUCUCAUCCCAUAUUUAAUUUGGUUAAUACUUUGGAUUUUUUGAUAAGUAUGUUAUUGUUUUCCAGCAUAGAAUCUUUGUUUGCUUUGGUUAACGCUUGGGAAUUUUUGAUAAGUAUGUUAUUGAAAGUUGUAAAUUCUCAUCC
This is a messenger RNA of Asparagus officinalis (garden asparagus), 1259 nucleotides long. RefSeq names its product ubiquinone biosynthesis protein COQ9-B, mitochondrial. The record is from RefSeq and is a predicted model, not a curated record. NCBI's taxonomy places the organism in Eukaryota, Viridiplantae, Streptophyta, Magnoliopsida, Asparagales, Asparagaceae. The coding region runs from base 1 to 1074 and encodes 357 amino acids. Gene Ontology annotation, molecular function: lipid binding. The transcript has 7 exons. Gene Ontology annotation, biological process: ubiquinone biosynthetic process. Gene Ontology annotation, cellular component: mitochondrial inner membrane.